CAUCCAUGCAGCUCAUACCAUUCAUACACAAAACCGCUCAAGACGAUCACGCGGUACAUGGUAGCCAGCCAAUAGCGCUAUGAAGCGGUAGACCAGGGCCAAUAAUCACCGCAUCAAAGCUCAAUGUUGGGCGACUUCGGUGGCUGCAGCAUGGUAAGACCUCUUUCUUGGGUGGUGGCUUGGCCUAGCUUUGACCAUUGUUUCACGCCUUGGAUUUCUUGAGGUGGUGAAGCCAGCGAUGCGAGGCUGAUGCCGAUGUUGCGAUCCGUGAGGAAUCCGGAUAAAAUAAUCAGGCGCAUCUUCGGCGCUUGUUCAAGCCAACUGUCAUUGUUGAGCAUCGUGGCCUCUAGACCAGCUAGCGUAGUAGUGAUAACAACAAUAAUAGAAUUUGUAGAUUUCAAUACCUCUCAGGCCGAAGAAAAGGCGAAGCACCACAGGCACAGUCGCAGCAUGCCUUGUACACAACUAUACACCAUCUCUUUCGCAAACAAGCCAUAUAUUACGUGUCUGGCUUGGCUUUUCUCAGCAGAUCGUUCUUGGUAUAACGGCCAAGCUGCGCAUCACGCUCCAGCUGGAGCGAUAAGAAGGAUCUGACAUGACGGGAUGGUGCAAUGCAACACAACACUCAUGGCAUAUGCAUGCACGUCGAGCAGAUUCCGAAAGCCUGGUAGAUGAGCGAUCAGCCCAC
Molecule: messenger RNA, 688 nt
Organism: Alternaria alternata
Lineage: Eukaryota; Fungi; Ascomycota; Dothideomycetes; Pleosporales; Pleosporaceae
Exons: 1
Coding region: 250-594 (114 amino acids)
Source: RefSeq, a predicted model, not a curated record